Cyclopterus lumpus (lumpfish) is the source of this 765-nucleotide messenger RNA. RefSeq lists its product as uncharacterized. The transcript has a single exon. Lineage: Eukaryota; Metazoa; Chordata; Actinopteri; Perciformes; Cyclopteridae. Bases 1 to 765 code for a protein of 254 amino acids. The record is from RefSeq and is a predicted model, not a curated record.
AUGGAGAUGUCUCCAAACACUGUCUCCUCUAUCUUGUUGCCAUGGUCAUUGUGGUUGCUGUUCUCACUAACCCAAGUCACCCAGACAACAAACUCAGCCCCCCUGUCUGAAACUUCUCUGUCAGUCAAUACCACGCUGUUGUUCAACAGUGGCACCCCGGGCUACAACCUGCGGAACUGCAGCUGCUCCACACCCAUCCGGGAAUGCGACGAAGCUCUGGCCAACUCGCUGUGCAGAUGCCACACCGUUUUGCGCUCUGCUCUGCCCUCUGCUGGGCUCAGAGAGCCUGGACGACUCACCGUGUGGGUGAAGGAGCUCUGGGUUCUGGAGGAGCUGCUCAACCGGAGCAUGGUUGGCCAUUUGCUGUUGUCUUUUUGUGGAAUAAAACCAAUGGACAGUCAGUACCUGGCACUGCUAGGUCUACGGACCCUCAGGAUCCAUAGUGCAGCACCAGAAGCUCCUUACCCCGACCAGGAAAUCACAAUCUCCCCAGCAGCAGGGCUGGCAGUGGAGCUAGAGACCCUCUACCUUGACUUGUCCUCUUCCUACCAUGUGACCUUUCUGGAUUUAGCAGUUCUCAACGGGCUCUCUGUCCUAAAGGCAUACAGUGUGGUGGGACCACCUGCUCAAACUCUCUCUCAACAUUUCCCACACCUGGCUCUGCCCCUUUCUCUGCCAUCCUCCACGACGCAUGGUGACCCUACGGACCCCAGUGAGCAGGCUGCAGAGCCUCUGCAGAACCUGCUUGUUACAUUUGUUUACUAA